Molecule: messenger RNA, 3325 nt
Organism: Rhinolophus ferrumequinum (greater horseshoe bat)
Lineage: Eukaryota; Metazoa; Chordata; Mammalia; Chiroptera; Rhinolophidae
Gene: ZNF185
Product: zinc finger protein 185 with LIM domain
Exons: 24
Coding region: 137-2095 (652 amino acids)
Source: RefSeq, a predicted model, not a curated record
CCCGCGCCCGCCGCCCGGCCCGGCUGAGGGAGCCCGCGCCCCGCGCCCGCCCGACCCUCCGCCCGCCCCGCGAGUCGGGCACCUGUGCCAGGAGCCCUUUUGAAUCAACUGAGAAGGGACCUGCAGAGCACGCGCCAUGAGCAUCUCAGCUCUCGGAGGCAGUACCAAAGGGAAGUCUCUCCCAGCGGGCGAGGAGGAACGCAGUAACGUCCUCAAGCAGAUGAAGGUGCGAACCACUCUGAAGGGGGACAAGAGCUGGAUCACUAAGCAGGAUGAAUCGGAGGGCCAUACCCUAGAGCUACCCUCUGGCCGGAGUCGUGCCACAUCCUUUUCCUCAGCUGGGGAGGUCAUGAAGACCAGGUCUACAAGCACAAGGGCUCCCACUGGCUACAUCAUCCGGGGAGUGUUCACCAAGCCCAUAGACAGCUCAUCCCAACCCCAGCAGCACUUUCCUAAGGCCAACGGAGCUCCGAAAAGCACGGCCAGUCUGGUGAGAGCAGCUCCCGCUGGGCUUCUCCGCUCCCCUUCCUCUGGCUACAAGAUGACCACCGAGGAUUACAAGAAGCUGGCACCCUACAACGUCAGGCGAAGCUCAUCGUCAGGGGCUGCUGAAGAGGAGGAUGUGCCCUUCUCUUCCGAUGAGCAGAAACGGAGGUCAGAAGCUGCAAGCAGUGUGGUGAGGAAGACAGCUCCCCGGGAGCGCUCCUACGUCCUGUCAGCAGCCAAGAAGAGCACCAGCAGCCCUGCCCAGGAGACACAAGCCCCGUUCAUAGCAAAGAGGGUGGAGGUGGUGGAUGAGGACGAUUCUUCUGAGAAGAACCAGGACCCACCUGCUCUGGCAAGAUCCCCUCCUGGCUCUAGCAGUGCGGAUGGAGGCCGAGCCAAAGUGUCUCGGGCGAUUUGGAUUGAGUGCAUGCCGAGUCUGCAGAGCCCUGCCGGGAGCCGGGAGCCCAGCACAAGAGGUGAGGAGAUUGUUCGCCUGCAGAUCAUGACACCCGGGGCGGGACUCCGCCUGAUGGCCCCAGACCUGGAAGGAAUGAGGUCUUCCCUGGACUCUAAAGAUAAGGAAGUCCCCAGUCCCAGAGAGCCCAAAAGAGACUUGGCUGGUGAGGAGCCUUUCAAGGGCCCCAGUCCAGACUCUGAAAGGUCAAGUGCACAGUCAAGGGAUGGCAACGUGGGAUACAGAGCCAUUGGCUCCCCAUCUGAAGGCUUGGCCGGAGCAGACCUCAGCUCUGGGAGAGGAAGGGUGUGCUCAGCUGCUGGCUCCGUCCCUCUUCUGGAGGAUCAGGGUGUGUACAGUGCCAACUCUCAGCCUCGCAAAACUGGACCAGAAGCCACCAGCGCCAGUGCCACUUUGGGCUCUGCUGUCCCAGCUGACAAGAAGAGUGACAGCUCAGCAGACCUAGAGAAGAUGGAGGCAAACUCAAAGGGAGCCUUGGCUGGUUUUGAGGAGAAGAAUGUGGUCACCAAGCUGGGAGAGACCUGGCAGGACAGGCCUGGCGUCCCCAGAGGUGGCCAGGGAGAUCCAGCUGCAUCCAGCCAGCAGCCUGCAGACCCCAGCAGCCCAGAGUGGCAGAGCAGCCCCAGAAGACCCAAGCAGCUCGUGGAACUGGAGAGCCAGGCCAGCAGGGUGAGAAACCCCUCUAGCUGUAUGGUCACGGUUACGGUCACUGCUGCCGCCGAGCAGCCUCACAUUUACAUCCCAGCCUCCCCAAGUGAAUUGGACUCCAGCUCAAACAGCAAAGGGAUUCUGUUCCUGAAAGAGUACAUGAAUGCCAGUGAAGUAUCUUCCGGGAAGCUGGUGUCUUCACGCUACAGCAGCAUCAGCAGCACUGAGGACUCAUUUGACAUAGAGAAGAAACCCCCAUAUGAUAGCAUGCCGUACUCCGAGAGAACAACUGGAGGGAUCUGUACUUACUGCAACCGAGAGAUCCGAGACUGUCCAAAGAUUAUCCUUGAACACCUUGGCAUCUGUUGCCAUGACUAUUGCUUUAAGUGUGGGAUUUGCAGUAAACCAAUGGGUGAGCUCCUGGAUCAGAUCUUCAUUCACCGCAACACUAUCCACUGUGGGAAAUGCUAUGAGAAGCUCUUCUAGCUCCCUGGGGCUGAGAAGAAGCUGAUGACUCCUGGACAAGUUUGGCCGUCCCCAGUUCUCCUGAGUUGCUGGCUCCUCUUCCCUCACUUCUUCUCCAUUUGAUUUCUUCAUGCUUUUGCUCUUGUCAAGUUGAACUUGCUUACAUCUAGUAGUGUAUCUUAAUGAUGCUAUGAUAAUUAUUUGUGUGUGUAGCCUUUUAUAGCUCAGAAAGCACUUCACAUCCAUCAUCUUAUUUCAGGCUCAAGCAAAGAGGAUUGACCAAGAAUUCCAUCUUUGCUUCCCUAAGGCAUGUCAGCUUCCUGACGAGUUUAGGUGGCCUGAUAUGAUAAGCAUAGGCAGGAGCAUUGGAUUCAGUGUGUCCUGACUUCGGACAGAGAGCAAAUCACAUUUUGGUUCGUAACUCUGAGUGUACCUUUGGGACUUGAGAGUAGAAGGAGACCCCUGAAGACUGUUGACGAUCCCUGGUGGGUAAAUUGCAGACAUUGAAUGCUAGGGAUUGGCAUAGGCCAAUGUUUUUAGCUUGUCUAUUUGUCAUAUAUACAUUUUUAAACUUUCCAUGUACUUUUAAAAGUAGUUAGUUGCUUUUGAUUGAGUUAUAUAGCAGAUUUUAAUGACCUCCUUCUACCCACCUUUCACUGUAGUUGAGGUUUUUUUUUUCCUGCAGGCAUGGGGGCAUGUAUUAGAAAGUUUACACAAUUAGGUUUAAAUUCUAUAGGAUGUGAUUCUUGGAGGCAACUGACCAAAGGGACAUCUAUGUCUGAUAGCUGAUUAAUACCUUUGCCCUCAAUUCCUAAUCCCUAAGCUUUACACAGAAAUCUCCUAAAGUAGAUUUUAGAGUAUAUACACUCCAGCAGGAUUAAGAAGGGAGAAAAGCAGCUAACAUUUCUUUGAGACCUUACUACAUACCAGACAUUAUCACAAAGUGAUGGCAUUAAUCCCCAUAUGAAUUUUGUGCAGAGGGUAUUCUUGUCCCCAGUUUACAGAUGAGGAUAUUGAGGCUUAGAGAGGUGGUCAUUGCAUCAUGCAGAACCAUUGCUGUCUCUCACCAGUAACAGUAACCACAAUAACCAGUGCUGAGUAUGUGUCAAGCACUGUGCCAAGGUUAUCUGAUCCUACCAGUUAGCAACCCCCCCCAGGUGUCCCCUGUCGCACACUUUAACAAAUAGGGGAAUGUGUGAAAUCACACUCCUCUAUGAAGUACCUGGGCCCCCCUGUGAAGUACCACAAAGG